AUGGAUUCAGUGGGACUAAAUGUGAUUGAAGCAGCAGCUCUUGGGAGACCCUUCCAGCUGGGCAUGCUGUAUGACUGCAGAAAAGAUGCUUUAAUACCAGGGGUCAGACUUUGGAAUAAAGAGCAGCUGCAGCAGAAUAUUUGCUCUCGUCCUCAAAUUAAUACUGAUUUCAAUGUCACAGCUUCAGACUCCAUUAAGGACAAAUCCAGAUUACUAAAUAUUGGCGGUGAAUUGAAACUGAGUUUUUUAGGUGAUCUCAUCCAUGUUAGUGGAGCAGCAAAGUAUCUCAAAGACACCAAGACGUCUUUCAAACAGCAGAGACUGACGCUACAUUAUCAUUCAACAAGCCGAUUUGAAGAACUGAUCACAAACCAUUUGUCUUCUGGAAGUAUUGCUGCUGAUGACAAUGAUAUAGGCACACAUGUAGUGACAGCAAUACUUUAUGGAGCAGAUGCAUGUUUUGUAUUUGACAGAGAAGUUUCCUCAGAUGAGGACAAAAAAACAGUAAAAGGAGAAGUAAAAGUGGCUCUUGAGAAACUACAAGGCAUUGCUUCUGUAGGUGCAAAUGCUGAAAUUAGUGUGAAUGAGAAUCAGAAAACUGCAGUCAAAAACUUCACAUGCACAUUUUAUGGCGACUUCCAGCUGCCGUCUAACCCGACCUCUUUUGAAGACGCAUUGAAGGUUUUUGCUGAUCUUCCAAAACUGCUGAAAGAAAACCAAGAGUUGGCGGUUCCUCUGAGAGUUUGGCUUUAUCCUCUGGACAAACUUCACUCAAGAGCUUCAAAACUUCAUAAAGACAUCAGCAUGGAUCUGAUCAUAGACACUGAAUCAGUGAUUGAGAGUUUAAAUACAGCUGAGAUGAAAUGCAGUGAUCUUCUAGAAGACUCUCCCGCUCUGACUGUUGCUGCAUUUCAUGAUAAAAUACUGCAAAUGAAGCAAAACUGCUACAGCUACAAGUUGAGACUGGUGAAGAAACUCGGCUCUCUGCUGCCAAACAUCCGUGGAGACGCGAUGAAGGAAACUGACCUGACUGAUCUUCUACAAGAACAUGAUGAAUCUCCAUUCAGAGGAAGAGAUCUUGCAGAAUGGCUGAAAGAGAGAGAAAGAGAGUCUGAGAUCAUUAAAAUACUCCUCAGACAGCUGAAGGAUUUUGGUGCACAGGUGGAAGUCAACAUAGACGCCAUCUUGAUGGAUCUGGAGGUCGGGAAUCUGGUGAGUUACACAUUCACAUCACUGGACUGCUCAGAUGUGCUGCUUCUUCAGCAGACUUCUUAUCUGAGUCCUUCAACACAAGGAGAAACUGAUGAGAAGGGCCCUGAUUCAAAGCAAAAGUCUUGGCUCACUGCUGAGAUCCAAAAGACCAUGAGGAGAAACUUGGAGAUAUUUAAGAACCUAAUUGAUUCAAAAGACCGUAAACCAGCCAGAUUUAUUGUGUCCUCAAAGGAAAUGGUGUAUAAUCCUGGUUCCUGCAUUCUGCUGUAUGAACAUGAAUGUGAAGAAGCUGUGUGCUUCACUCCUCCGUCCAAACCAGUCUGUCCGGUUACUGAAGAGCUCAAAGGUCAGAGUGUGGUUCUGAAGGUGGUUCCUCCAUCAUGUCCUGCUGCAGUGGAGCUCAGAUUACUGUAUAAAGUGAAGCAAGACACAGUCUGGAGAUCUGAAGCUGUGCUGAAGGAUCAAGACACAGUUACUCUGACUGAUCUGAGAGAAGAAACUGAGUAUGAGAUCAAAUGUGCAGCGCUGGGGAAACUCAACUACACCAGAGAGAGUGACAUGAUGAGAGUUACCACAGAGGUAUAA
Sinocyclocheilus rhinocerous is the source of this 1797-nucleotide messenger RNA. Its product is annotated as stonustoxin subunit beta-like. Gene Ontology annotation, molecular function: protein binding. The record is from RefSeq and is a predicted model, not a curated record. The transcript is spliced from 2 exons. Lineage: Eukaryota; Metazoa; Chordata; Actinopteri; Cypriniformes; Cyprinidae. Bases 1 to 1797 code for a protein of 598 amino acids.